AUGUCAACAGAACCCGAGCGCUUCUUCCCUUUCCACUCCUCCCACCUCUCCUCUGUAUCUUCCAUCACCUGGCUGCAACCGUGCCGGCCACAGAGAGCAUGGAUUGCGCGUUUCCUUCCCAACGCGCGGCGCCCGCUGUCGCAGGUCCUACUGGCGCAAAUACCAGCUCCGCCCUUCUCCGCGAGCCCAGCAGCAGCGUCCAUGGGCGUGGUCCCGGGGAGUCGCUUGCGCCGAGAGAGCGGGAGAGGCAGGGGCACGAGCGUCGACACGAGAAUAGGUACGGGUAGGGAGGGCGGCAGCGGGAGGUGGCGGAGAGGGAGUGAGAGCAGCGCGAGUGUGGAGUUCGCGGGUGGCCCUCAUGUGGGCGCCAUGAUUUCCCCGCGGGGCAGCAGCUCUGCUAGCACGAGCACGAACACGGGCAGGGGCAGCAGCGCGCAUGUGAGCCACCUGGACGCCGCUCUCAUUGGCCCCAGUGCUGCUGCGGCGUUCACUGCUGAUGUUCACGCCAUGGCCGGGCCUGCUGCCCUGCGCAACCCCGGGCUUGCUGUGCAUGGUGGCGCUGGUGCUGGUGAGGGGGAGGGCGGGAAGAGCGAUGCUGGCUCCAAGAGUAACAGCAGUGCUGCUGUUAACAGCGGGGUUCGCAACAGAGGCAGCAGUGGCAAGGGCGGCGGUCAAAGGCCCAGCAGUCGCAGGCCGAAGGCUCAGAUCCGCAUCGACCGCAUUCCAUCGGACACCUCCGCGGAGACAGUGGCGACGUUUGUGCGAGACACACUGGGCGUGAUUGUGGACCGCGUGAAGAUCAAGGGGUACACCCGCAUCCGCGCCCUGCCCGCUGGCAGAGCCACAGCAAGCGCAGCCAGCACAGGGGGGGCAGCAGGCGCAGGGGAGAGAGCAGUGGUGGGGGGGACGCGGUACCGGGAGGAGUGGGUGUCGGCAGGGUAUGGGUACGCAGACUUCCUCACAGCAGAGGUGGCGGAGUUUUUGAUGGCGAGGGAGGAGGCGCUGGUGCUGAAAGGGCAGCAGCUGGCACUGCAGUGCACCAUGGAGCAGCGCCGCGAGCCUGAGGGGCUGCUCUCCCACGCCAAUGCAAAGGCGGGUGAGCGGGGGAGGGGUGGUGUAGGGUGGGGAGGCCGCGCGGCAGGAGAGGGGGGUGCAAGGGAGGAUGCAGGUGCAGCGCUCUGUGGUGGCUCCCUGACGUCCAUCCCCCUGGCGUUCCAGCGAGUGGAGUACAAGCUGGAGUGGCGCAUGCGGGACGUGCGCCUGUGGGGCACCAAGGACGGCACCCCCCGCGACACAGACGGGCCCGGCCUCACCUCCUUGCUGCUGCUGCUGCUCUUUGUGCCGCCUGCCGUGUUCUCACGUGCAUGUGACGACGACGUGUGGCAGCUGGAGCCCGACAGAUGGUUCCCUGAUGAUGGCGACCCGUGGACCCGAACCACUGACGAGCACUUCCUCCCCGCGGGGGCGAGGGCGGGCGCUUGUACAAGCGCAGCAGCAGGCGCGUGUGUGGGCGUUGGGGAUGAUGGAAGGGGAGGUGCUGGUGCGAGGCGGUGGGACAGUGGGCCUGGUAGCAGUGGAGGCCGUGGCGUGAGUGGGUGGAAGGGGCGGGUGUGGAGUGGAGGGGUGUUGGGAGCGGCGUCGGUGAUGCAGGUGUCAGUGUCGGUGCGGCAUGGCAUCCAUGUGAGGCGCAUAGCAGAGCACAUGCGCACUGCAUUGCUGCACCUCAGAGCACGCUACCUGGGCAACCCACCGCGCGUCGCCAUCACCGCCCACUAUGCUGCCGCCCCGCCCAUCAACCUCAUCCUUUUCAUCUCUCUCGACCCGUCCUCGCUCCCCAAUACCACCCAAGGCACAAUCCCCCCCACUGCCGUGACUGCCUCCUUGUACCGCACUCCGGCGUACGAGCCUGUGCCCGCUGCCGUGGCGGUGCUGAUGGAGUUCCUCCGCUUCUCCCGCCCUGAAUUCGACCCCGCCAGGAAGUUCUGCCAGAUCGUCCGCGCCAUGCGCCACCACGGCAGGCUGCAGACGCGAGGAGGCACCGAUACGGGGCGAGCCAAGGAACCAGAAGGGACGCGUGAGCACCAGAGUGAGAGGGGAGCAGAGCAGCAAGGGUCAGUUAUGGGAGAGUUGGAACUGCAGCCGCAGUCGCAGCAGGAACAACGAGACACGGAGGAGAAGGCAGGGGAAGCGAGCGAAGGGGAGAGCAGCACGUGGCCGUGGAGGCUACCAGCGAACCACGUGGUGGUGUUCCGGCUGCUCAUCACACCGCUGGGCGCGCAGUGCUGCUUGCCGGGCGUGGAGCUGACCAACCGCGUGCUCACGCACUACCGCCCCCACGCGCACCACUUCCUGCGCGUCACCUUCACGGACGAGGGCCUAAAGACCCUGUCACCCUGA
Closterium sp. NIES-65 is the source of this 2397-nucleotide messenger RNA. The record is from the annotation of a GenBank genome assembly. Lineage: Eukaryota; Viridiplantae; Streptophyta; Zygnematophyceae; Desmidiales; Closteriaceae.